This is a messenger RNA of Drosophila teissieri, 2461 nucleotides long. RefSeq lists its product as uncharacterized. The transcript has 4 exons. The coding region runs from base 370 to 2295 and encodes 641 amino acids. The record is from RefSeq and is a predicted model, not a curated record. NCBI's taxonomy places the organism in Eukaryota, Metazoa, Arthropoda, Insecta, Diptera, Drosophilidae.
GCUCGAGUGAUUCAUGGUGGCGCACCAGCCGGAAAGUCGCGCUCGCUUGUUGGCUCCGGCGAUGAAAAGUUCGCCCGCGAGCGAAAAGGUGUCAACGUAGUCAGAACGCAGUGGAAAACCGGAUGCAAGACCGAACUCGCAAACUGUUAAUUUCUAAGGCAAAACACCGUGUGUGCAGUUGGUGGAUAUGCCAGAUACAGAUGACUAUUCAGAUCCAGAUCGGAGAGAAGCCACAAUAAAGCCCGAGAAAUCGAGCGAUCGGCGAAACAACAACUAGCUCUCAACGCACAUUAACGCAAAUCGCCUCAAAUUAACACUGAACACUUAAAUCAGAAUACAAAAGUGCGGAUAUAAUACGAUCUACAAGCCAUGAAUUCGAAGCCAACUACCAAGCUGGCCGAAAUUGAGCAGUUUUUGUUGGAUGUCCGCGCCCACUUCCGAGCCUCGUUGGAGACCUCGGAGUACGAGAACACCUCGAACCUAUUCCACGUGACGGCCGCCGAGCAGACCGCUGCGCUUCUGGCCCGCUGCGAGAUCCUGCUGGCUGCAGCCAGUUCUGGAUCGGGACUGGAACUGCGAUCGGGCUUGGGAUGCGCAGACGAGCAGGCGGCAGUAAACCACCGUUCCUGCCUGGUAGACUGCGUCGACAGCAAGGUGGGCGCGGAUACCGGUCCCAGCGGCUAUCUGGAGAUGAUUGCCUCCUCGUCUCCCUCAAAAAGCUCCCUGUCCGCUUCGCGGGAGUACAUUGAUUUGGGCAGCAGCGGAUCCCAGGAUCGUUGCUCUGUUAAUCAACCGAUUCCGGGAGCGAAGGACAAGGAGCCAAAUCAGCAGCUCUACGAGAUUUGCCAGGGCCAAGGCCAGGGAUCGAGUCAGGACGAGGACGAGGCGCAUCAGGCGAUAACCUUCACGCACGAGGUGUUCAUUGAUUGUCCUUACGCUGAUCUGCCAGCUGGCCACUUGUCCCUGCAGAAAUCCACAAAAUACGGACAGCUGCAGAGGAUUGUUCCAAAACGUCUGUUCUUCGACCAGACCCGCAAGUGCUACUGUGGCAUCCUGAACGACUGGAUGCUGUGCUAUGCCGACGGCCCGACCGCCUGUCGACCCAGCAGCACUCUCUACUUGAAGAGCUCCUCCAUCGAGAUAGAGCAUUUUGGAGAGGGAAAGCGGCGUGAUAUCUGCUUCCAGAUCACCACAGACGAUCCCAACAAGAAGUUUGUGUACCAGGCCAACAACGAAGUCGAUGCCAAAGAGUGGAUACAUGCCAUUGAGGCGGCCAUCCGCGGAGAUGCCGGUGCUCAGUCAGCCCUGAAAAGUCCACCGCCCCGGAAAUUGCCCACGCCACCGGUCCAGAAAAAAACCACCUAUACAGCAGCGGAUAUCAUCUACGAGGAGCCCUCGCCUGUGUAUGGCCUCAUGGACUCCUCCUCCAUGGCUCUACCAAAGCUGCCGGAGAAGAACAACAGUCCAAGCGCCCUCGCCCGGCGUCUCGAGUACGAUGUGCCCAAAUGUCCGGCUCAGCCGCUGCAAGACGCCUCCGCCGGAGUAUUAACUGUAAGUGGUGAGUUGGAAUCCCUGGGACUUCUCCACGAGGGAGAUAUUAAGGUGCAACCGCAGCCUUCCAGCUUGCACGGAAACAUAUCGAUGGACUUUCAGGCAAGGGUGAAAUCAGUGCACAGCGAGCUCUCCACUCAGUUGUCAACGGCCGGUCCCAGUCCGGAUCGUCUGAAAAAGGCAUUGAAAAAGAGCUACUCGAAUGGCACUGAACCGGAAAUGCUCUCUCCCCUGACCAGCCCCGCCUAUACGCCCACCAAGGAUCAGAAGAAGCAGCGCAAGUCAACCACCUCACCGCAAUCCAGUCCGGCCAGCAAGGACUGCGACAAGCUGGCUCGAAACUGGUUCCUCAGUCGCCUGAACAAGACCACCGGAUUGAAAGCGACCAACGCAGGCAGUGCAUCACCCAACAACGUCAAGUGCAAGCAGAGCGAGAAGGAGAACCUGCUGACGGAAACGGAGCUUGGCGAGGGUUAUGAUGCAAGUCCGGGUGAUCGGGAUCACGGCCUGCCGGGCAGCCCGCCAACGUCGCCGUGCCUGAAGGCGGAGACCAAGAGCAAGGUGAACAUGAUUAUCAACCAGUUUGAGAGCAGCGGUCACUUGUCCACCAUGUUUAGCGUGGAAGCGUUGGCCGCCAAUGCACUCGCCUCGCUGACAUCCUUUUGCGAAAAUGAUGGUUGCAACAAUUACGAGCCAAUCAUGCCCCUAGCCACGACUCCCAGCAGUUUUCUGAAGAAGGUGUAGACUGCCGCACAUCCGUCAUCUGCUAUUUUACAUCCGACGUCUUGGAGAGCUCGUUCGUCUCUGUAUUGUAGAUUUAAUCCUUAGGCUAGUGAAAACCACUCUCCGGAUGUCACAUAACUAUGAAAAAGUUUUAAUAUCAAAACAAUGGUUGUUAACAUACGUAAAA